AUUCAAGAAAAUAAACAUAGAAAACAUAAUUUAAAACCUUUUAAUCAAUUAGCAAAUUCAUCUCAAAAAAUAUGUGAACAAAAAUUUAGAAAUAUGAUUAAAGAUUUUGCGGAUCAAAAUUCAAAAAUAUUAUUUAAUUUAGAAGAUAAUAUUUGA
Messenger RNA from Racocetra persica, 156 nucleotides. NCBI's taxonomy places the organism in Eukaryota, Fungi, Glomeromycota, Glomeromycetes, Diversisporales, Gigasporaceae. The record is from the annotation of a GenBank genome assembly.